ACAAAUCUCGAGUCGAAAUGACGUGUGAUAACUUAAAUGGGAAAUUGGAGAAUUUCGCAAAUAACAAUAAUAAUGUAACCGAGACAGCAAAACCUGAAAAAUAUCAGAAUGGAACGAUAUCGAAUGGAAAAGCAAAGUCAUCGCAUAAGGAAGUGAUUGUUGAUGAAGAGGAGCUAGAAACACGCAAAUCGUUGAUGAUAUUAGCAACGAUCUUUGUUACAGCACUUCUUGCGAUGUUUUACAUAUACAAGAAUUUCCCACGACUGGAUGAGUCUGAGAGAGCAAAUUUAAAAAUUCCACUUAAUAUUGAAGACGCAAAACUGCUCGGAAAAGUGUUGGAUAGGUACAAAGAUCAGUUCUACUUUGAAGUCAUGACCGGGAUCUGCUUACUUUAUCUGUUCUUACAAACAUUCGCUAUACCUGGGAGUCUUUUUCUCUCAAUCUUACUCGGAUUUCUCUUCAAAUUUCCAAUCGCAUUAACGCUCAUCUGUGCAUGUUCGGCACUUGGUGCAACACUUUGUUACCUAUUAUCAUUGCUGCUGGGUCGACGACUUGUCAAACAUUAUUUCCCAAAACGUGCCGAACAAUGGAGUCAUCAAGUACAAAAUCAUAAAGACGAUAUGCUUAGUUACAUUCUAUUUCUGAGAAUGACACCCCUCCUCCCAAAUUGGUUUAUUAAUCUUGUUGCUCCUGUUAUUGGUGUACCACUAUUUCCAUUUGUUGCUGGAACAUUUGCUGGAGUUGCGCCGCCAUCAUUUAUAGCAAUUGAAGCUGGAAAGACCUUGUACAAAAUGACAAAUUCAUCGCUUGCAUUCUCAUGGAAUUCAAUAUUGAUGCUUUUUGUUUUUUCAAUGCUUGCACUUGCGCCAGUAUUUUUCAAAAAAUACUUUAAAUCAAAAGUCGAACGCAAAUAUGACGAUAACAUCGAAAAUGUAUGA
Chironomus riparius is the source of this 938-nucleotide messenger RNA. NCBI's taxonomy places the organism in Eukaryota, Metazoa, Arthropoda, Insecta, Diptera, Chironomidae. The record is from the annotation of a GenBank genome assembly.